Messenger RNA from Notolabrus celidotus (New Zealand spotty), 2442 nucleotides. It is a transcript of the gene lta4h, whose product is annotated as leukotriene A4 hydrolase. The coding region runs from base 462 to 2093 and encodes 543 amino acids. Lineage: Eukaryota; Metazoa; Chordata; Actinopteri; Labriformes; Labridae. Gene Ontology annotation, biological process: leukotriene biosynthetic process; proteolysis; peptide catabolic process. Gene Ontology annotation, molecular function: zinc ion binding; leukotriene-A4 hydrolase activity; metallopeptidase activity. The transcript is spliced from 20 exons. The record is from RefSeq and is a predicted model, not a curated record. Gene Ontology annotation, cellular component: cytosol; nucleus.
UACCUCUAUGGCUUGUCCGAGCUCCAGGUCGAAGGUAACCACACACACGCACUCCAGCCAGCAGGAGAAGCGGGCCCACGGACACCGGCUGUCCGGGCGCUCCGCCUCCUCCCGACGCGGGGAACGGGAGCGGUCAAACGGAUUCAUCACGGUCCGAUCACCGCCCUGAGACCUCCAUCAUCACCCCCCUCCGGUUCUCCUUCGGUCCUCCAUAACUAGAAGCACACAGGCAGACACCGGAGAGCCGCGGAGAGCGGAGGGAGCCCCUGCUAGAGGAGAGGCGGUGCGUCACCAAACACCUGAACCUGUCCCUGCACGUGAACUUCGACAGGCACGUCAUCAAGGGCCAGGUGGAGCUGACGGUGGAGGCUCUGGAGGACCGGUUCUCCACUCUGACUCUAGACAGCAGAGACCUGAAGAUCAUCUCCGUGAGGGCAAAUGGACAGACGGCCAAAUUUACGAUGGGCCCCAAACACGCCUUCAAGGGGACGCCUUUGGAAAUCACCCUGCCCUUUGACCUCUCCAGAGGGCAGCAGGUGAUCCUGGAGGUGACCUAUGAGACGUCCCCAUCGGCCACGGCGCUGCAGUGGCUUUCAGCGGAGCAGACCGCCGGGAAGAAACAACCUUACCUGUUCAGCCAGUGUCAGGCUCAUCACUGCAGGAGUAUGCUUCCCUGUCAGGACAGUCCAUCUAUCAAGCACACCUACUACGCACAGGUGUCUGUUCCUAAGGACCUGGUGGCGGUGAUGAGUGCCAUGAGAGACGGACAGGAAGUGGAUCCUCAGGAUAACAACCGUGUUGUGUACAGGUUCAGACAGCCAGUGCCCAUGCCUUCUUACCUGAUUGCCAUCGUGGUGGGAGCUCUGGAGAGCAGGGAGAUUGGGCCACGCUCCAGAGUGUGGUCAGAGAAAGAGUUUGUGGACAAAGCUGCGUUUGAGUUCUCAGAGACAGAGACCAUGUUGAAGACAGCUGAGGAUCUGGCUGGUCCUUAUGUUUGGGGCCAGUAUGAUAUCCUGGUUCUUCCUCCAUCGUUCCCUUACGGAGGCAUGGAGAACCCAUGCCUCACUUUUGCCACGCCCACACUGCUGGCUGGAGACAAAUCUCUGUCCAAUGUGAUCGCUCAUGAGAUCUCUCACAGCUGGACAGGGAACCUGGUCACCAACAAGACCUGGGAGCACUUCUGGCUGAACGAGGGUCACACGGUGUACCUGGAGAGGAUGAUCGGCAGGAGCAUGGAGAGCGAGCAGUUCAGACAGUUCAAAGCCAUGGGAGGCUGGAAGGACCUGCAGGACUCGGUGAACACCUUCGGAGCCAACAACCCCCUGACCAACCUGGUCCCCAGCCUGCAAGACGUGGACCCCGACGAUGCCUUCUCCUCCGUGCCCUACGAGAAAGGCUUUGCUCUGCUGUAUCACCUGGAGGAGCUAAUGGGGGGGCCAGAGGUGUUCAUGGGCUUCGUGAAGUCGUACAUCCAGCUGUUUGCUUACAGCAGCGUCACAUCUGAGGAGUGGAAAAACUACCUGUUCACUUACUUCAAAGACAAGGUGGACAUCCUGAACAAAGUGGACUGGAACGCCUGGAUGUUCACACCCGGGAUGCCUCCAGUCAAACCUCAGUACGACACCACACUGGCCGAUGCCUGCAUCACUCUGAGCAAGAGGUGGAUCAAGGCCACAAACCAGGACCUGAGCGGCUUCAACAAGAACGAUUUGAAGAACCUUUCCUCACACCAGCUCAUUGAGUUCCUGUCGCUACUGCUCCAGGAGGCUUCUCUUCCUCUGUCUCACGUGAAGAGGAUGCAGGAAGUCUACGACCUGAACUCCUUCAUGAACUCUGAGAUCCGCUUCAGGUGGCUGAGGUUGUGUGUGCGGUCCAGGUGGGAGGAGGCGGUUCCCAUGGCGCUUAAGAUGGCGACGGAGCAGGGCCGGAUGAAGUUCACCCGACCUCUCUUCAAAGAGGUGUAUAAUUUUGAUAAGUUCAAAGAUGAAGCUCUUCAGUUGUUCCUGGCUAACAGAGGAGCAAUGCACCCGGUCACCGCCGGACUCGUCGCCAAAGACCUGAAGGUGGACGCCAGCCUCAGCACUAGUCUGUAACAACGGAAACCAGACCGUUGAAGCCAGGCUGUAACCAGUAUUAACACACAGUAGAACAAACACACAUCCAUAAACACACAGUGUAUUAGAACACAGAGUGGCAGUUGCAGCUGCUCUCUGUGGUUCCCUGUUUGUAAUCAGCUAUUUUGUAAACUUCCUGUUUGUUUUAAACGUUUCCUCUCAGGGAAAAUCAAAUGAAUCAAUAAACCGUACUGUUACUAAUCUGAAAACGAGAGUGAAUCAGAGAAUUAGGAAAGAUAAACAGACUUAAAUAAAUAACCCACAUUUUUAUCCCUCUGACAUUAAUCUGACUCAAUGAAUUAAAGUCUGAAUGAUUUUUAAAAAUGAA